CGCCGACGCUCCGUCUUCUGCUGCUUCCCCCGCUCGCGCUCGCGGCGCUCAGGCUCGGGCCCUCAAGCGACGGAGGGGCAGUCCCAGGCUCGGCGGCGGCGUCAGCGGCUCCCCCUCCCGCCUCUCGCCAGUCGCCUCGCGCCCUCGCCUCCGUCCUCCGGGCACCGGCCGGCGACCCUGCGUACGCACCUCCCUCUCCCCUCCCGCCUCUGCUGUACCGUGGGAGCCCGGCCAGCUGCCCAGGGUGGCCGGGCCUUGGCUCCGCCGGUGCAUCUGUUCACCCAUGUUCUUUGCUGGGUCCGCCCCUGAUCCUACAGUACUGAUGCAUUGCGAGAGUUGGCCAGGGCUACCAAGGGGUGUAGAAUUUAACCCCAGCGAUAGUGAUAUUCUGUGGCAUCUCGCAGCAGAAGUUGGGAAUGGUCGAACUGAGCGCCAUCCGUUUAUCCAUGAGUUUAUUAAAUUUGUUGAUGGUGAUGGAGGAUUUUACUGCAGACACCCUCAAGAUAUACCGGGUGUUAGGCAAGAUGGCCGUGCAUCAUACUUCUUCCAUAGAAGUUUUGAGCCGUGCAACAAUGAGAAUGAUGCAAGUAACUGCUGGAAGAAAAUUGGAAGCCCUAGAUCCAUCAUCCUGGGUGGAACACUGCAGGGUUGCAAGGAGGUGUUUGCCCUGUAUGCAGACAUGACGAGUGAUAAAAGCUCUCAGGAAACUGACUGGAGAUUACAUCAGUAUCAUUUACAAAACACAGUGAAGGCAGAGUCAGAGAUAGUGGUGUCGAAAAUAUUUCUUGCAUCACGAAAUAAUCUGUGUGAAUUGGCUGAGGAAGGUCGUAUUGAAUCCGAACAGUAUGUUUCCACACAUAAAGAUUCAAGCGUGGAAUGUGCCAAAGGUUUUAACUUUGAAAUCUGUACUGAGAUUGAUGAGCUUGAUCAUAUACCUCUGAAAGAGCGCUACAGGAUCCUUCUAGCAGACAAAAGUUCAGGGCUUGGUACAGUAUCAACUGGGAAAUCUAUAAUGUGUGUGGAAACUAGCAGAUCAUCUCCCAAAAGAAAUCAUGAGGGAACAACACAUAAAGAAGAUAUAUGCAGCAUGUUGCAGGAAAUUUCUUCUGCACCUCCUAUUAUAGAGAGUAAUCCCAUGGAUGAUAACAGCAACAUGACGUUACUUGGUGAAGAUCUUCCAGUGGAGGGUUCCGAAAACCAGAUAGAUGGCACUGCAACUUGUAUGAGUGAAAACAGUGAGCUGGUUGCAAGAAAACAAGGGGCUCAUCUAGCUGAUGUAAAACUGGAGCCUGCAUUAGAAGGUUAUAAGAUUGGCCCUUCUGAAUCUCCUCAAGCAAAUUCUACUCAUGCCAAAGGCUCAGUACCGUCUUUAGGAGUAAAAGAUGAACUUACUGACUGUGAGCUACCUGAGAAAGUUUCUUUCAGUUCCCGACAACGCAGAAAAAGGAAAACGAGUUGUUCAACUGAAAAAAUGCUUGAAGAAGAUGCUGACACUGUUAAGGAGGGUGUUGCUUACCGUUCUCGUCGAAGGAGAAAGAAAACAGCGACGGAUUCAAUUGAAAAGGCACUUGAUGAAGAUGCUCCAGGGCUUCUGCAGAUUCUUUUAAACAGAGGAAUAGGGGUUGAAGAAAUCAAACUUUAUGGUGCUGAAGAAGAUAAUGAAAUGAUAGAAGAUUCUACAGAAAGUAACUUUGAAGAUCUUGAAAACGUCAUUGCAAAUAUAUUUCCAAAGAAGGGAAAAGGCUAUUUACUAUCAGUAUCUAGAUACGAAAGGGGGGAAAAGGCUAUUUACUGCCUAUCCUGUUUAAUUUCUCUUAUUGAGCAGUCACGAUACCUUCAGUUCCGUGACUGUCCUGUGGAAUGGGGAUGGUGCAGGGAUCUGCAAUCCUUUAUUUUUGUAUUUACAAGCCAUAAUAGGAUAGUUCUUGAGCGUCCUGAAUAUGGUUAUGCAACAUACUUCUUUGAGGUGGUCCAAUCAACUCCAAUAGAAUGGCAGAUCCGUAGGCUGGUUGUUGCAAUGAAGCUUAGUGGCUGUGGAAGGACAGCUCUUAUUGAAAACAGGCCAUUAAUGGUUGGUGAAGAUUUAACAGAAGGUGAGGCACAUGUUUUGGAAGAAUAUGGUUGGGUUAGAAACACUGGGCUUGGCACGAUGGUCAACUACCGUGAUCGUGUGGUCCAUGACAGGUGGACUGAGAAAUGUGUUGCUGAUUGGAGGGCGAAGAUAGGGAAGCUUCUAAUGGUUGGUUAUGCCGAGGGCCAAUCAGUCACAACUCAUGGUCCGAAGAAAAUAGUGGACCUGUUGGAAGCUACUGGGGAUGCUGAACUUGAAAUAAAGUUGGAGGAUCCUUAUUGAGAGAUCCCUUGUGUAUAGGUACAAUAUGUACUUUGUAGUCGUACGUAUAGUCCUGAAUGCAUCCAAAUAAACUUUAGGUUGUACAAAAAGACUUGCAACUUAUCUGACCUUCACUAGGCUAGUGAUCGGUAACCUUUUUAUGUGUGCCAGUGCCAGUGCCACUGUAGUUUGGGACAUAGCUAUCUCGGUUGUUGCCAGGACACUUUAGGUAGGUUGAUGAAUGUACUUGGUUCGUAGCGAUAUGAGCACCCUGGUUGCAGUUCUCUGAUGAAAUAACGUGGCACUUGUAUAUCUGAAUUGUAAACUGAAUUCGUUCGUGAGUAUUUUCAUUCCACGAAGCUAACAUUUUCGCCA
Sorghum bicolor (sorghum) is the source of this 2707-nucleotide messenger RNA. RefSeq lists its product as uncharacterized. The record is from RefSeq and is a predicted model, not a curated record. Gene Ontology annotation, molecular function: DNA binding. Gene Ontology annotation, biological process: regulation of DNA-templated transcription. The coding region runs from base 284 to 2353 and encodes 689 amino acids. The transcript is spliced from 14 exons. NCBI's taxonomy places the organism in Eukaryota, Viridiplantae, Streptophyta, Magnoliopsida, Poales, Poaceae.